UAUCAUUACAUUAUUAGACACCAAAGAAUUCAAUUCAACAAAUACGGAGCUCAAAACAUUCCCUUCUCACCGGACUCAACCACAGAACCUCCGACCACAGGCUCUCUUUUACGGCGUUGGCAUACAACCCCACUACUUUGAUUCUUCUUCCUCCUUUUCAAGGAGAUAUGAACGAGGAGCAGCAACUUGAUCCUGUAUCUAUAGAUACCGAAGAGGAUGAAGAAAUUGAGCCACUUUCGGGCAAUCCCAUGUUUCAUGUAACUCUUUACAAAUCACACGUCAGUAGUCCAUAUCAAUUGACAAUUCCUGCAGAAAUUACUCAUAUAUUGCCCCAUAAAACAGCCCCAGUUACCCUCACUCGUGGCAAAAAGAGUUGGGAAACAACUUAUUUCGGCAGACAUCCAACCCAUAAAAGAUUUGAAUUAAGCUCGUGGAAAGAAUUUGCUGUUGACAACAAGCUCAAGGUUGGAGAUGUUUGUAUUUUUGAACUCAUGACACUUAGUGAUGAGGCUUUGAAGCUCAAGGUUCAAGUUCUUCGAGGUGACUUUCCUUCUAUUUUACUAGGAAAUGACGGUACAAGUGAUAACCCCAUAGUUGUUGAGUGAAGAUUAUGAUCAAGCUUCUUUAAGGUCUUGACUUAAAUUUCUUAGCUUAGAAAGAUUUGGCUUUUGUUUAAGAAAGUAUUCAAGUACUGUAUUAUAGGCUGAAUUGGAGCAUCCAGUUCAUUGAGGUAAAGCACGUUGGCACCACCGGUCUGCGACAUAGCUUGCUACGAGUCAGUGACCUUAGCUUGGCCCGAAGAUACAUAGUAGUAGUGUAGUACUGCAAAUUUGUAAUAUGGAGUUGAUGUACUGUUAUGUAUAUUGGAUUAUGUAGAGAUUAAGGUUUUCCAAAUGAAGGGAGUGUUAUUAUCAAAAUUAGUUGAUUAUUGUGUUGGAGGCUUGGAGCUCAUUGUUGUAAAAUAUAUUUAAGCAUACUAAUGUUGUUAGCUGCUCUCUAGAAAAGUGUUGAGCAAAUUAGUGGCAGUGAACACUACUCAAGGUAAUUUGGUGUUAAUUUUUUUUA
This is a messenger RNA of Chenopodium quinoa (quinoa), 1065 nucleotides long. Its product is annotated as B3 domain-containing protein Os06g0112300-like. The record is from RefSeq and is a predicted model, not a curated record. Gene Ontology annotation, molecular function: DNA binding. NCBI's taxonomy places the organism in Eukaryota, Viridiplantae, Streptophyta, Magnoliopsida, Caryophyllales, Amaranthaceae. The transcript has 3 exons. Bases 168 to 605 code for a protein of 145 amino acids.